Messenger RNA from Triplophysa rosa, 4524 nucleotides. RefSeq names its product cadherin-related family member 1a (gene cdhr1a). Gene Ontology annotation, molecular function: calcium ion binding; cadherin binding. NCBI's taxonomy places the organism in Eukaryota, Metazoa, Chordata, Actinopteri, Cypriniformes, Nemacheilidae. The transcript has 19 exons. Gene Ontology annotation, biological process: homophilic cell-cell adhesion. Bases 273 to 2924 code for a protein of 883 amino acids. The record is from RefSeq and is a predicted model, not a curated record. Gene Ontology annotation, cellular component: plasma membrane; catenin complex.
UUGACAUCAGACGCAUGGCGCGAGAGCGUGCGUAAACACAUGACCGUGCAGGCGGAGCUACGACAGCGUCAAACACUUCUUCACGUUUCUACAAGCAAACAUCAACAGGCACCUUCACUGCUUGCUGUUAGAGGGAGGACCCCUGCUGGAGGAUGUCGUGCCAUCGGGUCUGCUUGUGUUACCUCAUGAAUCCCAUAGCAUUUGGCCCUGAAGUUAGUCACUAUCUCCAUUGAUGGCAAUUCCAUUUAAUAACACUGUCGGGGGUGUUAAUUAUGCUGAGGGCUCAGGCCAGCCUGUCUCAGGCUGCUGCUAAUGCUGUGCCCUAUGUUGAGUCUGUGGGACUCCAGCCUGCUGGAUCAACACAAACAAAGACCUUUUUCGCAUUUUCAGCACAAAGUGACUACGCACCUUAUUUCUAUGAUAAUGGGCCCAACAGUAGCAAUGGUAACAUGGCAUUGUUUAGUCUUUCAGAAGACACAUUGAAAGGAACGCAGAUUUAUGUUCUAAAUGGAAGUGACCCAGAAGGUCAGCCAGUCAAAUAUGGGCUGACCUUUGAAUCUGGAUCCAAGGAAUAUUUUUGUGUUCAUCCUCAAUCUGGAGAAGUAACUUUGAUAGAGGAGCUGGACAGAGAGGCACAAGAUGCAAUUGAGGUCUUUGUCAGUAUCUCAGAUGGCCUGAAUAAAGUUGUUGAAAAGGUUACAGUUUUUGUACUGGAUGCCAAUGAUGAGAGACCACAGUUUCAAAAUAUGCCCUCCAUCGUGGAUGUGCCAGAGAACACAACAUCUGGGAGCAGCAUUUUCAAAGUGUUGGCAGUAGACCGAGACACAGGUUCAGGGGGAUCGGUCACUUACUCCCUCCAGAGCACUGAACCAAACACAAAGUUUGCUAUUGACCACAACAGCGGUGUGCUGAGGAUAAAACCUGGAGAAGGCAUCGAUUAUGAGAAAUCUCGCACGCAUUUCAUCACUGUAGUGGCAAAGGAUGGUGGUGGCAAUUACAAGGGAAAACAAGUAAUGAUGACAUCAUCUGCCACCUUGACAAUAAAUGUGAUUGACAUUCAAGACACUCCCCCCAUGUUUGUUGGAACACCUUACUUUGGUUAUGUCUAUGAAGUCUCCUCACCUGGCUCUGAGAUAUUUAUAGUUUUUGCCAAAGAUGGAGACAUAGCAAAUCCAAAUCCAGUCAUUUAUUCAAUAGACUCUGGAGCAGAUGGAGUUUUUGCCAUUAAUAAAACCAGUGGCUGUAUUACACUGAAAGUAUACCCGACACAACUGAAAAGGGAAACUUUUAAUAUAAAAGUCAAGGCAUCAGAAGUCAAUCCAGAAGGGAAACUAAUGGACUAUGCUGUUACCACAGUGACCAUUCGGGUAGUGGAUCUCAACAACCAUCCACCCACGUUCUACGGAGAGAAUGGACCACAGAACACGUUUGAACUAACAAUGUAUGAACAUCCUCCAGUGGGAGAGUUUCUGAGGGGCUUGAAAAUCACAGUCAAUGAUUCAGAUCAGGGAGCAAAUGCAAAAUUCCACCUCAGAUUGGUUGGCGCAGGCCGCAUGUUACGGGUGGUUCCUCAGACUGUCCUGAAUGAAGCCCAGGUCACUGUCCUGGUAGAGGAUUCUGCUGGAAUAGACUUUGAGAAAUCAAAAUUUUUGACAUUUAAGCUCCUCGCUGUCGAGAUUGACACACCUGAGAGAUUCAGUGCUACAGCAGAUAUAAUCAUUCAUCUACUAGACACCAACGAUAACGCUCCAAAGUUCACCUCCGAUUUUUACAUUGCCCGGAUUCCAGAGAACUCACCUGGAGGCUCCAAUGUUGUGUCUGUGACAGCCACAGAUCCUGAUUCUGGUCUAUGGGGAGUGGUGAGAUACUCCAUCUACGGUUCAGGUGCAGACCUGUUUCUCAUUCAGGCUGAUUCUGGAAUCAUCUACACCCAGCCCUGGGCCAGUCUAGACGCUGAAGUAAAAUCCAAGUAUAACUUUUAUGUGAAGGCCGAAGACACAGAAGGAAAAUACAGUCUUGCUGAAGUCUUUGUUACCAUCCUGGACCUCAAUGACCAUUCACCAGCAUUUAAUGAAAACUCACUAGAGAAGACGAUGAUUAUCGGCGCACCGGUGAAAAUAGAGGCAGUUGAUGAAGAUGCAGAGGAGCCAAACAAUGUAAUUGAAUACUCCAUCAUGAAAACCGACCCAGACAACAUAUUUGACAUUGAUGCAGAUACAGGAGAAAUAAAGUUAAAGCCGUACAUCAAGUCUAUGGACAUUGUCCAGAACAUCACUAACCAGAGAGACUGUACCUGGUCUGUGGUAGUUCAGGCCAAAGACAGAGGUUCUCCAUCAUUUAGUACCACUACUAUAGUAAAGAUUGACAUCACAGAAGCGACUCAACUCAGGGGACCAUUGGCGUCCUUUUUAAUGAAAAGUAGAGAAAAUCCCAUGCAUAUCCUAGGCUUGAUUGGUGGUGUCAUUGUAACCGUGGUUUGUGUGACAGUCCUGAUCUCUACCGUUAUAUACAUAAGAAACAUAAAGUCCAACCGGAUCCUGCCCUCCCGGCGCAUCAUACGGAGGAAAUGUAAACCUCGGAGACGAGAGAACUUUCAGCAACCAUUUCGAGAGGAAAAUCAUGGAGAUCAUUUCAGAGAGAGGGGAUCUGAGAUUCCUACAGUAGAAAACGUCAACUGUAAUAACAACAGGAGUGCGUGUAAACAUCGAUCCCCUCCGUCACCUCCUAACGCCCCCGUUCCCCCACCGUUGCCAAGUCACUACAGGAAAAAAGACAGGGAUUGGACGGUACCUACAGUGUCUGCCUCCGUGGCGUCCAAGACAAAGAAAAGGUCUGUUAAGGAAAAAGACAAUCCUGUCAACACGGCACUGGUUUCUGAGCUCAAACUCAGACUGGAGCAGAAAAAGAUGGCUAACAGAUACUGAGUAUGUAUGCUUAAGUAUGAUUGCUUAAGUGAUGACCACAAGGACAAGAUCCCAGCAGGCAUUGGACACGUCUGCCAACUUGGCAAGCUACUUACUGAAUCUUUUCUAAUGCGUACAUUAGUUGGGGCUGCAAGUCAAAGCUAAUGGAUAAUUAAAAGACGUGUUACGGGAAACUAACAGCCUGCUAUCAUGCCCUCUUCUGGAUAAAAAACAAUCAUUGGUGUACCACUGUACCUACUGUAAGCUUCUUGGACAUUUCUCCAUCUUUGGUUAGUUUUCAUCUGGAAAUUUAAAAUACACGUAUAUUUACACUAUAAUUGUAAUAUAAGGGUUUUUCAUAAAAAGGGAAACUAACAAUGAAAAUAAAAUAUGCCUCUUCAUAGUCCUGUACUCACUAUGGUUUUUAAGUUAUUAAGGCCAGGGUAUACAGUAUAUGGAUUCUGGAUCUCAUAGAAUAUUGUCUGUUCCUUUAAAGAACCAUCACAAUGCCAAAUUGUUUAUAGAAUUUGUUGGUUUAUAUGAUAUUUUAUUUGACAAAACCUUUUGAUUGUUUAAUCCAGUAUUAUACUUUGUGUAAACCGUGCUAAGCAGAUGUCUAGACUAAAUUUUUUAAAAAGCUCCACUGACAAAAAAAAACAAUUAUUUUAGUACGAUUAGUACUAUCAUGUCUUUCAAUUAUUCAUACAUUAAGGCACACUCCAAAAGAUAGAGGUGCUUCACGAUGCACAAUUUUUUUUGUCUAAAUGGUUCCACAAAGAACCUUUAACAUCUGAAGAAUUCAGAUUAUAAAAAGGUAAGAAAGAGAUGGUUCUUUGUGGAACCAAAAAUGUUUCUUCUAUGACAUCGCUGUGAAGAACCUUUCAAGCACCUUUAUUUUUAAGAGUGCAACUGUGCAUGAUGUAAUGUACCUAAUCCCUUCAUAUAAUGCAGUGUUAAAUGAUUCUUGGAUUGCUCUCAAUUUAUGAACUCUUUUGUAUAUAAAUAUUUAAUGCUAAAUUCUUGUUUGUUGCUUUUUCUUUAGUUUAAUUUCUAGAAUGAGAAAAAAACUGUUUGUCUAUUGUCUAUAUUGUAAUAUGUUGUUUCUCUCUCAUACUGGCUAAUGAUCCAGUUGGUGACAAAUAAUUUGUACAAGUGAUCAUAGACACCCACAGUUAUCUAUCAUAAACUGUCCAGCUGCAGCUGUGGUUUGUGCUUUGCUGUCCUGCUGUGCUUGUUGUUUUUUGGGCUUAGCAUGGAGCUUAGAUUUGGUGCUCACAUUAAGAUUUUUAGGACAAGUUAUGAGUUUGCUCUCUGUGGCUUUCCUAAAUCUCUAAAUACGCACUGUCAUAUGAUAACAGUUCAUAAGAACACUGUUUAAUAUUAAGUCAAACAGUCUAUUUUAAACACUUGAUGGCUUUGUUCAAACACCCCUGCGCAUGAGACAAAACUGCUGUGAUGGCGAAAGUUCUGGUUACAGAUAGUAAAAGCAGCACUUGGGGGUAAAAGCACAAAUGUUGUGGAAUUAUACCCCAUAUAGGAAGCAAGGAGGAUUACUUGGUUUUGAAUGUUGCGUUUCUCUUUUAUCCUUGUGCAUCAGCGCACUUUGGAAGUUUGUAAUCCU